This is a messenger RNA of Chelonoidis abingdonii (Abingdon island giant tortoise), 3627 nucleotides long. RefSeq names its product complement C9 (gene C9). NCBI's taxonomy places the organism in Eukaryota, Metazoa, Chordata, Testudines, Testudinidae. Gene Ontology annotation, molecular function: protein binding. Gene Ontology annotation, cellular component: membrane attack complex. The record is from RefSeq and is a predicted model, not a curated record. Gene Ontology annotation, biological process: complement activation.
CUCAGCUUAGCUGCUGCAUUGGUACACCCAUGUAGCACUUGUGUAAACAUGCCCUGUGUGUGUUUUUGUAGAGACUGCCAAGACUACAGUGAGAUGAUUUGAAAGGAAAAUUCAUUCAACCCACCUACUAGUCUCAAUACCAUUAAUCUUAGAAAAGUGGAAUUAAGUUGACUUGGCUUUGAAAGUCAAAGGUGACAGAGCCUGGUAGAAAUAUAAAGGCAGAGGAAAAAGCCUUUAGCCUGUAAACAAAAUGAUACCCACACAUGUCCAAUGGAGCAAAUUAGCAUUGGCCAGUUCAAGUUCGCUACAUCAAGUGCAAACUUAUAGCUACUCUGCUGUGCAAGGUUUUUAUCUUCCUGAUAUGUAGUUAUUGCUUUACCAUUCUGAAAUGGUAAAUGCUGUUAUAGUAGCAGGAGUGUCACUUGAUUAUUAAACUGAUCUGGAUGAGCAAACACACUGCCUAAGCUAGCAGCACAGGUGUCUCAACUACUCAACACUAAAAAUGUUCCUAGUACAAAAUGUCCAUACCCUGAAAUCUUUCCUACUAGGGAAACUUAACCCUGAUUUUUUUGUGGGGGGGGGGGGGUACUUAAAUGAGCAAGUGGGCCAAUCUCAAAAUGAAGGGAGACUUAUAACUGCAAGGAAAUCCAUAAAGGAAACAGCCAAAAGGUUAAAUGCUCCAUUCAGCCCUGGAAAAUAGGGCUGUACAUACAAUGUAAUUGUUCCUGGGCUCAAAGCACUCAGCAUGUAUAAUGGCCCACGAUACCUGCAAUACUAUAGGUAGGCAAUUUCUUCAGAAGAAGUUUUGACAAUAAAACUUUGUCAAAGGUAGUGGUCUUGGAAAUACCCACUGAUGCAUCAUAAGUAACAUGACUCUUGCAGAAUCCAUUACCUGGUGCCAUCUCUAUGUAAUUGUGAGGUCUGAUGUUUUGAGUCCCUAUGCCCUUUAGAUAAACAACUGGUCCUUCAUGACUGAAGGCCAGAACAGCUGACUAAAUUCAGUAGCACAAUAAGGUUUAAACUAGUGUAAAUAAUGAAUUUUCUGUAACUUGAAGUUUUUAAACCAUGAUUUGAAGACUUUAGUAACUCAGCCAGAGGUUAAGGGUCUAUUAUAGGAGUGGGUGGGUAAGGUUCUCUGCCCUGUGAUGUGUGGGAGUUCAGGCUAGAUGAUCACAAUGGUCCCUGCUUAUCUUAAAGUCUGAGUAGGUAUAAUUCCUUUGGGCUUGCAAAGAAAUGUCCCCUGUCCCAAACCUCCACAUAAUGGUUCCUUAGAAUAUAGACAAUUUCUGAACUGCUUGUAUUUCUUUUGCAAUAUUCUCCAAUGGAAAGUUAUAUGCAUUCAAGUGUCUUCUAGCUCAAUAGAAACACUCUAUUCCCUACCCAGUUGGUCAAAAAGAGAAUAAUCUCUCACUCUUUGCUAGGGAAAUACUGCAACAAAAGACAACCUAAAUAUUCAUACAGACUUACUUUCCCACCGUGGUUUCAAUGAACUCUAGAGCAUGUACCAUAAGUCAACAUUAGCUAUGGCCUAUCAUUGGCAUGCUCUGUGGGUAUUGCGUUUGUGCUUCUGGUAAUAAAUGACACAGGGAACAAAUAGACUCCAAAUUCAGUCCCAGCAGUUUCUUCCAACUAGCUAAAAAAGCUAGAAGCAUGCAUGCUAUCCUGCAAUUUACAUGUGCGCUAUGCAUUUUAGAAGCCACCACCUUGGUUUCAGGAGGGAUGAGAAGCUCUUCAAAGAAAGUUUUGCAUAGGAGGACAAGAGAACCUAAUGCUCCAUCUCCGAUAGACUGUAAACUGAGCCACUGGAGUGAAUGGGGACCAUGUGACCCAUGCGCAAAUCUAAAGUUUCGCUCUAGAAGUGUUCAGCAAUUUGGACAGUUUCGUGGGAAACGGUGCCUGGAAUCACUGGGAAACUCACAAAGCUGUAAAACCAGCAUAGCCUGUCCAGAAGAGCAAGAAAUCGAUUGUGGAGCUGACUUCAGAUGUGAUUCAGGUCGAUGUAUAAAGAAGAGGCUUGUGUGUAAUGUGGACAAUGACUGUGGAGACUUUUCUGAUGAAAGUAACUGUGAAAGAGAUCCAAAAUCACCAUGUCGUGACCCGGAUAUUGAAGUGUCAGAGAUUGGAAGGACUGCUGGACAAGGAAUCAGCAUUCUAGGGAUGCAGCCAAUGGCAAGCCCAUUUGAAAAUGAGUAUUUUAAUGGUCUGUGUGAUCGAGUGCGUGAUGGGAAUACCAGGACCUAUUACCGCAAGCCAUGGAAUGUUGCUUUUCUCAACUAUGAUACAAAAGCAGACAAAAGAUUCACAACUGAGUUCUUCUAUGAUCGUGUGACAAUGAUAAAAGAGAUUUACAAAGAAAAACAAGAACAUUUCUCGGUUUCCAUGUCAGUAAAAUACACACCUACUGAAGAGAGUCAGGGCACAUCUGUAAAUGCCUCUCUUGGCUACCAGUUUUCAAGGAAUGAAAGUCUAAAUUAUAUCUUGCGGUACUCCAAAGAAAGGAAACAAACUUUUAUGCAUGUCAAAGGAAAAAUACAACUGGGAAGAUUCCAAAUGCGAAGUCGUGAUGUCCGGCUAACAGAUGCUUUCCUUGAAGAUUUGAAGUUUCUGCCCACUGAAUAUGACAAGGGGGAAUAUUUUAGAUUUCUAGAAAUGUAUGGAACACAUUAUGCUGUCUCUGGGACUGUGGGAGGAAAAUACGAACUUCUGUAUGUGUUGGAUAAUUAUGCCAUGAGUUUAAAAGAAGUCACGGUAGAAGAUGUUAAGGAAUGUCUGGGUUACCAUUUAGAUGUCAGUCUAGUAAAUAAAGAGUUGGAUUUCAAAGGUGGUCUAAAAGGUGGUAAAUGUGAAAGCAUCAACGUGAAAUCAAAUUACACUCAUGAUGAUGAUGCAGUUAUUGAUGACAUCAUUUCUUUGGUUGAGGGAGGGAAGAUUGAUUUUUCUGUUAAAAUAAAAGAAAUGCUACUAAGGAAUGCCAAAGUGGUUGAUGUAGAGGAUUAUAUACAGUGGGCUACCUCACUGAUUGAUGCUCCAGUGGUAAUACAGCAGAAGCCAUCUCCAAUACAUACUCUUGUUCCAGUAAAAAUGAAAGAUGCACAUAUAAAGAAACAGAAUUUGGAAAGAGCCAUUGAGGACUACAUUACAGAGUACAGUGUGUGCAAAUGCGAACCCUGCAAAAAUGGUGGUACCUUGUUGCUGGUGGAUGGAGAGUGCGUGUGCCUAUGUUCCAGCUAUUUUAAGGGAGAUGCCUGCCAAAUCCCCAAAUCAAGAGAUGAAGAUAAAAAGGUCACUGAUGGGGGCUGGAGCUGUUGGACUGCUUGGUCUCACUGCGUGCAAGGAGAACACACUCGCACUCGUCAGUGUAAUAAUCCUACUCCAGGACCAGGGGGCAGGCCAUGCCAAGGUGACAGCAUUGAAAAAAGCUACUGUUCUCAGGCAAAAUAAUUGUACAAGUCUGAAAAAGGUAUCUAUUAUGAAAACAAUACAGCCUUCAAAGGCAUGCACGAACUCUGCAAUUAUUCUACCACUCAAGCUUCCUGUUGGCAGAAGGAUUGGAAUUGUAAGCUUCGUGAAUGCCUAUAGCUUAAACAAUUGCUAAUCAAAACCAAAAUAAGAGGAAAAAUAAACAUG